Aphidius gifuensis is the source of this 1008-nucleotide messenger RNA. RefSeq names its product protein artemis-like. The record is from RefSeq and is a predicted model, not a curated record. Gene Ontology annotation, biological process: double-strand break repair via nonhomologous end joining; interstrand cross-link repair; protection from non-homologous end joining at telomere. Gene Ontology annotation, molecular function: 5'-3' DNA exonuclease activity; damaged DNA binding. NCBI's taxonomy places the organism in Eukaryota, Metazoa, Arthropoda, Insecta, Hymenoptera, Braconidae. The transcript has 2 exons. Bases 1 to 1008 code for a protein of 335 amino acids.
AUGUCAACGUUUGAGGGAAGAAUUGAAGAAAUACCAGGCGUCUCUGUGGAUAAUUUUGGAAAUGAUAAUGUUAAAUCAUCAUUAUUUUUUUUGAGUCAUUGUCAUACUGAUCAUAUGUAUGGACUUGAUAAAUUACUACAAACACUACCAAAUGAUCCAGUUAAUAAAUUUUAUUGUAGUAAAUUAACGAAAAAUUUUAUCAUUGAAUUAUGGAAUUUAAAUGAUUCAGUAUCAUCAAAAAUAAAUACAAUUGAUGAAAAUCAAACAAUCAUAACAGAAUAUAAAUUAAAUAAUAAAAUUUAUAAUUUAACAGUAACUUCUGUACCAGCUGGUCAUUGUCCAGGUUCAAUAAUGUUUUUAUUUGAAAUUAAUAAAAAAUUUAUAUUAUAUACCGGUGAUUUUCGUAUAAAUUCACAAGAUUUAUCAAAAAUUAAAUCUCUACAUGAUGAAAAAAAUGUUCCCAUUAAAUUUGAUAAUAUUUAUCUUGACACAACAUUUUUUGAUGAUUCAUUUGAUUAUUUACCAACACGACAACAAUCAUUUGUUGAAAUUUUAAAGUUUAUUAAAAAUUGGCUUGAUAAAGAUGAAAAAAAUAUAAUUAAUAUUGAAAUAUCAGCAAAAUUUGGAUCAGAAUAUAUUUAUAUGAAACUUUUUGAUGAAUUAAAUAUUAAAGUACAUGUUUUAAAUGAUGUUUACAAAGCUUUUUCAAAUAUUAUUAAUGUUAAAAAUUGUAUAACAAAUAAUCCAUAUACAACUAGAGUUCAUGCAUGUCAAUUAAAAGGUAAUAAAAGUCCUUUAAAUUGUCGUAAUGAUAUUGAUGUUAGCAAUAUCAUGACUGUUAUACCAUCAGUAUGGUACUGGAAAAAUAAAAAUUUAAAAAAUAAAUUUACUGAUUUUUUAUCUAAAGAAAAUAGAUAUUAUGUUUGUUACUCGACUCAUAGUUCUUAUCAAGAAUUAAUUUAUUUUAUAAAAUAUUUUAAACCAAAGAAAGUAUAUCCUUGUCAAUGA